UGGUGCCCCUGCCACCCUCCUCACUACAGCCUCAGGAAGGCCGAAGGGGUGAGCAGAGAGGCUGCCAGUGUCGGUGGCCAGGAUCCAGACGCAGGCCUGGCUGCCAGCUGGCCUGAGGGCCCUUCCUCUGUGCCACUGUGCCUGGGCUCCCUGCCACUGUGCUCAGCCUGGCAGGGCAUGCCCUGGACUCUAGGGAAGGCUUCCGGGAAGGGGAGUUGGAGCACACAGGUGCCCUAGUCUCCUGACCUUUAUGAAAGGUGCUGGGGAGGAGAGGAGGCAGUGAGCCUGACCAUGGACUGCCACAAUGGUGGCGGGUGGAGGGCCCUGAAACCCAGGCCUGGCUGCAGUGGAUAGGUGGCUCAUUCUGGACACACAGAAGUGAAAGGAACACAGGCUGCAAAGUGGUGGAGUGUGCCCGCUCUUCAAGAAGCCCCUGGCCAGGGCCAACGUGGUGGCGGUGGUGAGGUGGGCAGGGCAGUCCGAUGCCCUGGGAAAGGUGACCCCAGAAGAUGGCAGAAGCUCACCAAGCUGUGGCCUUCCAGUUCACGGUCACUCCAGACGGGAUUGACCUGCGGCUGAGCCAUGAAGCCCUCAAGCAGAUCUAUCUCUCUGGACUUCACUCCUGGAAGAAGAGGUUCAUCAGAUUCAAGAAUGGCAUCAUCACCGGCGUGUAUCCGGCGAGCCCCUCCAGCUGGCUUAUCGUGGUGGUGGGCGUGAUGACGACGAUGUAUGCCAAGAUCGACCCCUCAUUAGGGAUAAUUGCAAAAAUCAAUCGGACCCUGGAAAGGACCGACUGCAUGUCCAGCCAGACGAAGAACGUGGUCAGCGGCGUGCUGUUUGGCACCGGGCUGUGGGUGGCCCUCAUCGUCACCAUGCGCUUCUCCCUGAAAGUGCUGCUCUCAUACCACGGGUGGAUGUUCGCUGAGCAUGGCAAAAUGAGUCGCGCCACCAAGAUCUGGAUGGGUAUGGUCAAGCUCUUUUCAGGCCAAAAGCCCAUGUUGUACAGCUUCCAGACGUCGCUGCCCCGCCUGCCGGUCCCGGCUGUCGAAGACACUGUGAACAGGUAUCUAGAAUCUGUGAGGCCUCUCAUGAAGGAAGAGGACUUCAAACGGAUGACGGCACUUGCUCAAGAUUUUGCUGUCAGUCUUGGACCAAAAUUACAGUGGUAUCUGAAGUUGAAAUCCUGGUGGGCUACAAAUUACGUGAGUGACUGGUGGGAGGAGUACAUCUACCUCCGGGGACGAGGGCCGCUCAUGGUGAACAGCAACUACUACGCCAUGGAUCUGCUGUAUGUUCUUCCGACUCACAUUCAGGCAGCAAGAGCGGGCAAUGCCAUCCACGCCAUCCUGCUGUACAGGCGCAAACUGGACCGGGAGGAAAUCAAACCAAUUCGCCUUUUGGGGUCCACGAUUCCCCUCUGCUCGGCUCAGUGGGAGCGGAUGUUUAAUACCUCCCGGAUCCCAGGAGAGGAGACAGAUACCAUCCAGCACAUGAGAGACAGCAAGCACAUCGUUGUGUACCAUCGAGGGCGCUACUUCAAGGUCUGGCUCUACCACGACGGGCGGCUGCUGAAGCCCCGGGAGAUGGAGCAGCAGAUGCAGAGGAUCUUGGACGACACCUCGGAGCCUCAGCCCGGGGAGGCCAGGCUGGCGGCUCUCACCGCAGGAGACAGAGUUCCCUGGGCCAGGUGUCGCCAGGCCUAUUUUGGGCAUGGGAAAAAUAAGCAGUCUCUUGAUGCCGUGGAGAAAGCAGCGUUCUUCGUGACAUUAGAUGAAACUGAACAAGGAUACAGAAGGGAAGACCCAGAUACGUCAAUGGACAGCUACGCCAAGUCUCUACUGCACGGCCGGUGUUAUGACAGGUGGUUUGACAAGUCGAUCACGUUUGUUGUCUUCAAAAACGGGAAGAUGGGCAUGAAUGCAGAGCACUCCUGGGCAGACGCGCCCAUCGUCGGCCACCUUUGGGAGUACGUCAUGUCCACUGACAGCCUCCAGCUGGGCUAUGCGGAGGAUGGACACUGCAAAGGCGACGCCAGUCCGAACAUUCCAUACCCCACCAGGCUGCAGUGGGACAUCCCGGGGGAAUGUCAAGAGGUUAUAGAGACCUCCCUGAACACCGCAAAUCUUCUGGCAAACGAUGUGGAUUUCCAUUCCUUCCCAUUUGAAGGCUUUGGUAAAGGAAUCAUCAAGAAAUGUCGCACCAGCCCGGACGCCUUUGUGCAGCUGGCCCUGCAGCUGGCGCACUACAAGGACAGGGGCAAGUUUUGCCUCACAUACGAGGCCUCCAUGACCCGGCUCUUCCGAGAGGGGAGGACGGAGACAGUGCGCUCCUGCACCACUGAGUCGUGUGAUUUCGUGCGGGCCAUGAUGGACCCGGCCCAGACGGUGGAACAGAAGCUGAAAUUGUUCAAGUUGGCGUCUGAGAAGCAUCAGCUGAUGUAUCGCCUCGCCAUGACCGGCUCUGGGAUCGAUCGUCACCUCUUCUGCCUUUACGUGGUGUCUAAAUAUCUCGCUGUGGAGUCCCCUUUCCUCAAGGAAGCGACUCCUGAGGGACGGGAGAGGAGGGGAUUAGGAAAAGUGUCGUUGGAACAUUUCCCUGUUGGACUCAACAGGUUUUAUCUGAGCCUUGGAGAUUAUCAACAAGCCAGACCCCUCAGCAGCAAGUGGAGCUGUUUGACUUGGAGAGGAACCCGGAGUAUGUGUCUAGUGGAGGGGGCUUUGGACCGGUUGCUGACGACGGCUAUGGCGUGUCAUACAUCCUCGUGGGAGAGAACCUCAUCAAUUUCCACAUUUCCUCCAAGUUCUCUUGCCCUGAGACGGAUUCUCAUCGCUUUGGAAAGCACCUGAGAGAAGCAAUGAUUGACAUCAUCACUUUGUUCGGGCUCAGUUCUAAUUCCAAAAAGUAAUUCCACUGGAGCUCCUGUGAAGGAAGACGAGCUCCUGAUACAAACCAAAUGAAAAGUAGGCAUUAAUCCCGAUCUUAGUUCGGGAUGAGAAAUUGCUCUUAAGAGAACUCAGAAGCUUUCCUUCCAGAAAAGGUGGUUUUUGUUUUCCUAGAACAGCGUCUCGACCCUGUGAAGCGCAACCCCACUACUUCCAGAUCGCCCUCCCUUGGGGGACGUUUGAUAAAGGCUCCCCGAGGGCUUCACGGCGCUGGUAUUUAUAAAGAGAUUAAAUCUUGUCGGGUUAAUUGAGGAAUUAGUAGGGUCGUGGCUUCACACACUUGGAAAUGGAAGCGGUGCGCUUUCUCAGCAGCCGUUGAAAACCUGCGACGGAAGGGCAUUUAGCGUCAUCCAGGAAGUGUAAACUUUCGUUCUGUUAAAAGACAAAUGUGUUGUCAAGUUGGUGGUGUCUGCAGUCGUAGCUAACACAUCUGGGAUGCACUAACCGAAAUGACAUGCUUUGGAGAGCUGCUCUUGUCCCCGUGGGUGACUGUCCCCGUCCGGUCCAGUAGCCUGUGCUUGCCUCUGCACAUUCGAAGCAAGCAGGAAGCAACGCCUGUAGUCUCACCGACCUCGUAUGUCUUCAUGUCUUCACAGCCCAGUGCCUUAAAAAUGAAAGGCCCUGAAUGUAAAGGAGACGGAGUGAAAGAUGUAUUUUGUGGAGUCUUUGGGUGGAAUUGUGGGUAUACUGUUCCCUUCACAAUGGACCAAGUAUGGCUAACCCUCAGUAAGCAUUACAGCCCCUCCCCCUCAGAAAGACCCAUUGCUUCGUAGGGCAGCUGAGCUGGACUCCCCUCCCCGACGUUGUCAUCAUAAGCAACAAAAGAAAUAACAGGCACGUGUCAGAAAAAGGGCAUUCAGGUAAUCCACUCAAGAAUAAACUGUGAGACGUGCCUCAGGAUGAUCCCUUUCCCAAAGUGACAGCAAGCAGGGUAGGGCACUGGCCACUGAGCAGGGACCAGCAUGUGAGGAAGGGGAGGGCAGCCCCCCGUGGUGAGGAGAGAGUGGCUCCACGACCUGGGGGAUUGUCUCCAGCCACCCUGCCAAGGGGAGGACUCACUGGAGGGUGGUGGAGACAGUCUGCUGGCUUACCUUGGUGACCGGCCAAGGUGUCUCGAGUGAGGGUGCUAGGUUGGCUCAGCCUGUCCUUCAGACAGGAGUGCCUUCACGAAAGCAUCUCAUUGAUCACAAAGCAAUUAUCCACUAGUCAUCUUCAGUAUUUGAUGCAAAAACGAAGCAUCUGGAAUGAAAUUCCCACUGGCUGUCGUGACAAGCUUAGCUGUCCAUUGUUUUAAAUUGUAUAUUUAUUUUUCUGACCACUUGGUUCUAGUUGGGCCUGCCUCCUUCAGAGUCCUGCACGUGACAGUACAACAGUGCGAGCUGAACUGCAGGAGGGGGUGGAAGGUGCUUGCUGGAGAGCACAUGCAUGUGCGUUUGUUUUUCUUUUGUUUUUGAGACGGACUUUCCCUCUUGUUGCCCAGGCUGGAGAGCAGUGGUGCGAUCUCGGCUCACUGCAACCUCCAACUCCCGGGUUCAGCAAUUCUCCUGUCUCAGCCUCCCGAGUAGCUGGGAUUACAGGUGCCUGCCACCACGCCCAGCCAAUUUCUGUAUUUUUAGUAGAGACGGGUUUUCAUCAUACUGGUCAGGCUGGUGCCUCAAACUCCUGACCUCAGGUGAUCCAGCCACCUCAAACUCCCAAAGUGCUGGGAUUACAGGCGUGAGCCACUGCACCUGGCCCACAUGCAUGUUUUAUGUAUGUAUACUUCGUGAUGUUAAAAACACCACCUACAUGGGCCAAAGAUUUUUUUUCUCCUGAAAGCAAGAAGAAAUAAAAACAACAGCAAAAACAAAACAACAAAAGCCCCUGAUUGUCUGAGGUGUACAAGUCAAGCAGGCUGCGGGGACGUAGCUCCUUCUGCCUGGGGCAAGUAUCGCGCUUCCUGUCAGUAGCCGGCAGCCGGUGUCAGUCCCUAUCAGAGCCAGCUAGAUCAUGCACUGUUGACCACUGAGCAAUGUGUGUUACCGCGGGGUUCACACAGGAACUUGAGUGUAGACAUGUGAGUGCUUACACACAGUCGGGUUUCUCUCAGGUUUUAAAUGUUUCAAAUGUAAUUGUUGCUCAUCAGUGCAGUUAUCAAUGCAAUUGUCUAUUCCUUGAGGGGAGGAGGAGUGGGGUUUUAUUGUACUUGUCGAAGCGGGGUGGUGAGAGUAUUAUGUAUUUAAUUUAAUUUGGAACAAAUCAUUGCCUUAACGCAGCCAUGGUUUGAAUUUGUUAUCUUGGGCUGACCGGUGCAUGUAAAUGCGACAUGCACUUUGGAUGUAAAUCUUAGAAAUGCAGUGUGAAUGGAGGUGAUCAUUAAUAAAACAUUAACCCCAGUCUA
Messenger RNA from Callithrix jacchus (white-tufted-ear marmoset), 5322 nucleotides. The record is from RefSeq and is a predicted model, not a curated record. NCBI's taxonomy places the organism in Eukaryota, Metazoa, Chordata, Mammalia, Primates, Cebidae.